Messenger RNA from Dioscorea cayenensis subsp. rotundata (Guinea yam), 552 nucleotides. Its product is annotated as protein MAIN-LIKE 2-like. The record is from RefSeq and is a predicted model, not a curated record. The transcript is spliced from 2 exons. The coding region runs from base 1 to 552 and encodes 183 amino acids. Lineage: Eukaryota; Viridiplantae; Streptophyta; Magnoliopsida; Dioscoreales; Dioscoreaceae. Gene Ontology annotation, molecular function: zinc ion binding; oxidoreductase activity.
AUGGAUAAUGUCGUUUGUGGCUUCGAUGUUGACCAGUGUGCAAAGCAAACCCCUGCUGAUAUCUCGCUACUCUGCGUCUUUUUCCUCUCCUAUGACACCAAUAACUGCACAGUUUUCUUAAGUCUUCAUAUUACUUCUUCGACUAAAUGUGAGCCUGAUCGGGUUCUAAGGUGCAGACAUGUGGCUAUUAUAGAGCCUCCUCCUAAAAUCAUAAGUCUUUUAAGAGAAGCCGGAUUCUAUCAUGCUGCUCACAUUCUUAAUUUCGGAAUUGAUACCGCUCUUGUGAGCGCACUAGUGGAGAGAUGGCGGACAGAAACACGCAAGUUUUACCUUAUAUGCGGUGAAACAACAAUCACUUUGGAAAAUAUGGUGCCAUUACUGGGCUUUCCCAUUAACGGCCAUGAAGUCAUCGGACAGACUUCCAGAUUAGGAAGUGCUGUCUAUGCGGAGUUGCUUGAAGUAGUCCCAUCAGCGGAUCAAAGGAAAGGUCAAAAUAUAACACUAACGUGGCUUGAGAAAACAUUUGGCAUGUUGUCAUAUGAUGCAGGUUAA